CUCGUCCCUGCAGCUCAAACAGGUGUAAAAUGUGGAGUCCCACAGGGCCGGGGGCCGACGGAUCCGUCUGUGAGGGUGGUGGGAGGGAGCGAGGCCACGUACGGAUCACACCCGUGGCUGGUGUCCCUGCGGCUCAGAGGCUCUCACUUCUGUGGCGGCUCCAUCCUGACCGGGCGCUGGAUCCUGACGGCCGCUCACUGCUUCUCGUCCGUCUCCAGGUUCUGGCCUCACUCACCGGCACCUUCACGACCUCCUGUCUGUUCCGACACUAACAAACUGAAUCUGCUCAGAGAGUUCCUCGGAGGCGUGAGCGUGGCCGCGGGAGAGUUUGACCGCAGAGUGGACGAUGAGGAGGAGCAGGUCUUCGGUGUGAAGAGCGUCACCGUGCACGAGAAGUACCAUCAUGCUUUGCCCAUGGGCCACGACAUAGCUCUGGUGGAGCUGGAUCAACACAUCCGGCUCGGAGGCCGUCUUCCUGCGGUUCUGAGAGAGAUCCAAUUGGACUUGGUGGAUCCGGCCAAGUGUAAAUACGUCCUCCAGACUCUCCGAGGGCCGGCCCGACCUCAGUCCGCCAUGACGGUUCUGUGUGCGGGGGCGGAGCGAGGAGGGAGAGACGCCUGUCAGGGCGACUCCGGGGGACCUCUGGUAUGUCCUGCAGGGUCAGGCGGAGGUCACAGGGUGGCGCUGGGUGUAACCUCCUGGGGUAAAGGAUGUGGUCGGAGCUGGGGCAACAACAGCAUCCGCCCUCCUUCCAGAAGAGGCUCUCCUGGGGUUUUCACUGACGUCAGGCUGCUGCUGCCCUGGAUCAAACGUGAACUACGACAGG
Molecule: messenger RNA, 826 nt
Organism: Paralichthys olivaceus (Japanese flounder)
Lineage: Eukaryota; Metazoa; Chordata; Actinopteri; Pleuronectiformes; Paralichthyidae
Source: RefSeq, a predicted model, not a curated record